AUGCCCGGGGUCCUGCCGAGUGACAGCACCGGGCCGGCCCGGGGGAGCCCCUCCAAGAAGAACAGGCUCUCGCUGAAGCUCUUCCAAAAAAAAGAAGCGAAACGAGCGCUCGAUUUCACCGAGUCCCAGGAAAAUGAGGAAAAGGCUUCGGAGUUCCGGGGAGCUGAAGUUGAUCAGGUGGUGCCUGCAGCACAGCCCCCUGCGCUCCUUAGCUGUGAGAAAAAAGACAAGAUGUUGCCUUUUGUGGGCCUGAACAAUCUGGGUAACACGUGUUACCUCAACAGUGUUCUCCAGGUCUUGUAUUUUUGUCCUGGUUUUAAAACUGGAGUAAAACACUUAUACAGUAUCAUUUCAAAGAAGAAAGAAUCUUUGAAAGAUGAAGGAGAGCAAAAAGCAGAGAAGGGAAAUUGUAAAGAAGAUCCACUGGCAAGUUAUGAACUCAUCUGCAGUUUGCAUUCCUUGAUUCUUUCAGUGGAGCAGCUUCAAGCCAGCUUCCUCCUCAACCCAGAGAAAUACACGGAUGAACUUGCUACCCAGCCACGAAGGCUGCUGAACACCCUUAGAGAGCUCAACCCUAUGUAUGAAGGCUACUUGCAGCAUGAUGCCCAGGAGGUUCUGCAGUGCAUCCUGGGGAACAUUCAGGAAACCUGUCAGCUGCUGAAGAAGGAAGAAUUGAACAAACUGCCCGUGGAAGAGCCUGCAGUGAAAGUGGAGGCAAAAAUCCAUCAGCAGCCUGAGAGCAAUGGAACUGCCAACCCUGCUGAGGAGGAGGAGGAGAACGUGCUGAGUGGCCAGGUUGGAGAAGGGGCUGAAGACAAGCUGCUCAAAGGGAAUGGGAAGAGGAAAAGUGAUGCUGAGGGUGGCAACGCAAAGAAAAAAUCCAAAGUGUCAAAAGAGCAAAUUGCAGCAGAAGAAAAUCAAAGACAAACCAGGUCAAAGAGGAAAGCCACAGGAGAAAAGCUGGACAAUGCAGUUGAAGCCAUUGCCAAGUGUUCCAGUGAAAAUGAGGGCACCAAGCCCACACAGAAGAAGUCACGGAUUAGGUUAAACUGGUUAAAAACUCCAUGCAAACAGCCUAGUAUUCUGUCUAAAUUCUAUAGUCUAGGAAAGUUAAGUACAAACUUGGGAUCCAAAGACCCAGGGAAAGAAUGUGGUGACUGUGAGCUUGAAGAGUCCUCUCUAAAAUGUGACAAUGGUAACAAUAUUAAAGAAGAAUAUCGGGAACCAGCGUCUCCCAUGGAAAGCCACCAUGAAAAAGGAACUGGGAAAGAAGCAAAAAAGGAAGGUACAGAACUGGCUGUUUUUGAACUGGUGGAGAAGCUGUUCCAGGGCCAGUUAGUUCUGAGAACAAGAUGCUUGGAGUGUGAGUGCUUUACUGAAAGGAGAGAAGAUUUUCAGGACAUCAGUGUCCCAGUGCAAGAAGAUGAACUUUCUAAAACUGAAGAGAGUUCUGAAAUUUCUCCAGAGCCAAAAACAGAAACAAAGACUCUUAAAUGGGCAAUUUCACAGUUUGCAUCAGUGGAAAGGAUUGUGGGAGAGGAUAAAUAUUUCUGUGAGAACUGCCAUCAUUACACAGAAGCAGAACGCAGCCUUUUGUUCGAUAAAAUGCCUGAAGUGAUAACAAUUCACUUGAAGUGCUUUGCUGCUAGUGGCCUAGAGUUUGAUUGCUAUGGUGGACUGUCCAAGAUAAACACUCCCUUACUGACGCCUCUCAAACUGUCCCUAGAAGAAUGGAGCACGAAGCCGACCAACGACACCUACGGCCUGUUUGCGGUGGUCAUGCACAGUGGCAUCACCAUCAGCAGUGGACACUACACAGCUUCUGUCAAAAUCACAGAUCUCAGUAGCCUGGAGCUAGAUAGGGAAAACUUCAUCACUGACCAAAUGUGUGAAAUGGUUAAACCAGAGCCACUGAACGAGGAGGAGGCUCGAACUGUUGCUGAAGAAUAUGAUGACGGCGAGGUCUCUUUUAGAGUCAAUGGGAACGCGCAGCCGGGGAAAGUUCUGAACAAAAAGAACAUGGAAGCUGUUGGACUCCUUGGGGGGCAGAAGAGCAAGCCUGACUGUGACCUGUACAACAAACCAGCCAACCCCGAGAAGUUUCUCAACGUGGUUCCUGAAAGCAGGAAUCCCGAGGCCAGCAGCAGUGCUGGCAGCGCAGAGUGCGGCGCGGCCCCCAGGGAGCAGAGCGGGGUCACCUCCAGUGGACAUGAAAACCAAGCCCUGUGCCUGCUGCAGAGCCUCAAGGAGUACGAAGGGAAGUGGCUGCUUUUUGAUGAUUCUGAAGUGAAGGUGACAGAAGAAAAGGACUUUCUGAAUUCUCUUUCUCCCACAUCCUCAUCUACGUCAACUCCUUACCUACUGUUUUAUAAGAAAAUUGUAGAGUGAUACUGUAUUUUGGCUGUAAAUAUUAGGGAUUUGCAUACACCUCUUGGUCUGAUCUGCAUCAAAACUACCUGGAAGAAACAGCUGUUUGUUUUUGAA
Chaetura pelagica (chimney swift) is the source of this 2484-nucleotide messenger RNA. RefSeq names its product ubiquitin specific peptidase 1 (gene USP1). Bases 1 to 2388 code for a protein of 795 amino acids. NCBI's taxonomy places the organism in Eukaryota, Metazoa, Chordata, Aves, Apodiformes, Apodidae. The record is from RefSeq and is a predicted model, not a curated record. Gene Ontology annotation, biological process: protein deubiquitination; regulation of DNA repair. Gene Ontology annotation, molecular function: cysteine-type endopeptidase activity; cysteine-type deubiquitinase activity. Gene Ontology annotation, cellular component: nucleus; cytosol. The transcript has 8 exons.